Messenger RNA from Centruroides sculpturatus (bark scorpion), 3280 nucleotides. RefSeq lists its product as uncharacterized. Bases 335 to 1675 code for a protein of 446 amino acids. The record is from RefSeq and is a predicted model, not a curated record. NCBI's taxonomy places the organism in Eukaryota, Metazoa, Arthropoda, Arachnida, Scorpiones, Buthidae. The transcript has 2 exons.
UUUUCGCUUUGCAAUUGUUAAAAUAUGUAUUUUUAGAGGUGUUUAAAAGUUAAAAUGGUUAAUUUUAGACGAAAUAAAUGAUUUGCCUGAUUUUUUUUUUAAAAUAGGGCUAUAUUUAGUGUACAGCGGAUAUAAUCUCGAAGAGACAGUAGCAUAAUAACUUUGAUUUUGUAGGAAAAAGUGAGAAGUGUUUUGUAAAGUUGAAUAAUUAUAAAAAUUUCGGGGAUGUUUAGAAUGUAUAGUGUAUAUAGGAAUACUAUAAUUAAUAAAGAGUACUUUGAUAAAGAAUUUGUAUCCCCAUUACAUUAUACUAACGUGAAGAAAAGGAGUAAACAUGAAUUUUUUAAAAUUCUUUUCUUUUCCAGUGAUAACUGUCAUGUUGAAACUACUCUUGGGACAUUGGAAAACACACAGAACAACAGCCCCACCCGAUCUAACAUUUGAGCCCUUCUACCUCAGAGAUCCAAUCAUCGGACGCACGGAGACUACUAAUCCGUACUCCGUCAACCGUAUCAACCCCAUCUACGAAUCGGACGGUAGAUCAAGCGCCACACCACCAGACGAAGCAGCUCUAACUUCCUCCAAGAUGGCAGGCGGUACACCCCCUCCGACUGCCCCGAAGCCUUCGACGUCACGUGGAGGCAUCCUUCGGAACGGCGGUAGUCGUCAGCAGGAAUCAGAAGUCAAGAACCAAAGCACAACGACAGAAGACGAUAUGAGUGGAGUCACGCGCUCAGACUGCACUAAAGAAGAGACACCCCCUUCGACAGAAAACAGUUCCAAACCCUCGACGCCUCCCAACCCUUCGGAAGACAGCGGGAUAACUAGAGGAGAUCAAGCCACUUCCGAUAGUGUUCCGUCCGAAAACGAGCUCCCCCCUUUGAAGGAGAAGGGGAAGAGAAGGUACAACAGGAGAUCCGGUGUACGCGCUUGCAGGAAGUGCAAAAAGUAUCAAAAACCGGGAGGCAAGUGGUCCUGCGACGAUUACUACAUACGUGCCAUUCUCGAAGAUAGAACUCAACCCGACGGAUGGACAUCCGACCUGUCGGCCGAUUUGUGCCCUUCGUGCGACCCUUUACAACGUACCAGAAACAGGCGCAGCUUCCACGUCCUGUCCUCCCCUCUGGAAAGGGAGGAAGUUAUCAGAUGCCCUCCGGAAGGAUCGGCUGACAGUUCCGUCUUAGAAGACAGAUCCUACAAAUCCAGAGGAUGUCCCUGUGGCAGGUGGUACGACGUCCUAGCAGAGAAGGACAGGUACGACCGUCUGCACGGAGACCCCUAUUUCUGGUCCGGACCCUGCUUGUGUGGUAGCCCUAGUUCUAUAUAUUACAGCCAAAGAAGGAAAGUGAAAUUUGCGGGCGAUGUGCAAAAACAGGAUGACGUUAAAAAAGAAACGCCCGAUUUGGAAAGUGCGGAUAAGGACGUUAAAAAGCCCGAAAUUUCGGACGAUUCUAGGACCAAUUUGGCAGAGAAAUCCUUAAAAUCCUUAACGUUAGAGAAUAUACAAAGUUAUCCGUGGACUAUCGAAGGUUGGGAUUCUUUAGUGAGGCAACGGAUACUACAAAAGAGGCGCAGGAGAGCUUUCUACAUGGGAAUUAUGGCUCUGACUCUUGUCAUAUUCGUAGGACUUGUGGUUGCCGUAGUGUUAAUCUAUCUCAGGAGGCGUAAUGCUUAAAUUAAGUUGUGCCACGUUGUGCCACUACCAGAUGUCUACACAGUGACUUCGUUCGUGUGUACAGGUCAUAAAUGUUCACUAAACUGUUGACCCAGUCUCAAGUGUGAGUUAACAAUUAGGUAAAGAACUCAAAUUAGUUCCUGAAUAUCCAGAAAAGUUCGAAAUUACUAGAAGAAGAAUAUAUUUUGAAUAUUUCUUCAUCACGACAACACAUUAAUUCUCUGAUUGACUGUGUAAAUUCAGUGACUCGACAAUAACCGACAUCAUUUAGGAUAAGUUCAAUAAGCUGUAAAUCUACAUAGAGGAAGAAAAUAUUAUAUACGGGUGUGGUCCAAAAAUCAGUUAACCAAGACGAUAAUAAUUAGUAAAGCGAUUUAAACACUAGUUUGGAAUUAAAAAAUGUUUAUUGAAAGUAGAGAUCUUCAUUUUGAACGACUUUUUAUUAGUAUAAAGGUAUAUCUUGAAAUGGUUAACCGAUUUUUGGGCCGCCCUUUAUUGAAAAUUCAUAAUAUAGUAUUUAAAUCUCAAAAAAAUGUAGACAAUUUAUCAUAAAAAGCGAAUUAGCAUUUUUUACAAUAAGCGUAAUUAAGUCACAGAAAUUGUUUACAAGUAUGAAAACAUUCCUAAAUAUUACAGAAAUUAAUACGUAGGUUAUAUUGAAAGUAAUGCCUGUCAAGUUAUAAUUCCUUUAUUAACAAUAAGAAGAAACUUUACACUGUUUAAAAUACCCAAUAAAUAUUUAAAAAAUUGUUCUAAAUUGUUUAGAUUUUCGAGAUUAAUUGCCUGCUUCUAUUUUAAAACAAUCAUGAAAAUAUUUACCAUAGUUUUUACUAAAAUUUUCUGAUUAUAGGUCUUUAAAAUUAGGAAAAGACAGUAGAAUUUUAUAGGAAUAUUGUUAAAGUAUUCACUUAGCAUCAUUUUAUAUUGUUUUAUAAAAUAUCUAAAAGAUCGUUGCUGCAUUACAUCGAAUUAUUCCCAUCUACAAAACCGUCCAUUAUUUUUAUAUAUAGUCACAUAUAAUAUUCCUUCGUCAAUAAUUAAAUAUAUUUAUGUAUCAGUCACCCAAUUUCAACGUUUACAAUAUAUAAAGAUCGACAAGUUCCUUAAAGGAACAUUAGAAAAAAGAUAUUUUUAAAAAUUUACUAAUUAAAAAAAUUACUUUUAUUCCUCCAACAUAAAUUAUCAACCUCAUCUAUUAGUUAUAAUCCAUUUUAAUUCGUACUAACAUGGAAAAUAACGAGUUAAUUUCCAUCUUUUCUUUCUAUUAAUUAAAAGAAGAACCAUUUUUGAUCUGAAAAUCUUUCUUUUAACCUUCUAACUUAUCAAAAAGUCACUAGAGACAAACAAAUUAUAAUCUUAAAAGUGCCAAUGAUUGGAUCUUUAUCAUAGAUAUAAAAGAAAAGUGCCUGAAUAUAAAUUUACUUUGUAAAAAUAAAAUAUGAUUUAUUAUAAUUUUAUAGAAUUAUAAACACUGUAUUUUGUGCGUAUACCCGGCAGGAAUUUGUUACAAUCUUUGUAUAACACAUCCUACUAUUAUGGACAGUUCCCUAGAUGUGGGUGGGUAAUUGCAAUUUAAAUCGGUAUAUAACCCGCACCCACUUUUAA